AAACUUCCACGGACUUUCACCCUCCUCGCCUGUGUUCAAUUUUUCUUCUUCAGCUUUCUCAUUCUGUGUCUCCUGAUGGCUGAUAUCGGUUGGCCCCCCAGUGUAAAAGUGGAUGGGAAAUAGACGAGUGUACAAUAAUAAUUCCCUCAGAAUUGCAGUGAACUUCAUCAGGAAGUCGCUGAGCUGAAUACAUUCACCAGCUCAGGAACAUUGAAACUGAAAGUGCUUUGAAUCAGGAAGUGCUGAGUGUGAACAUGGCUUCCAGACAGCAGGAGGAGAGUUUGGCCGAGGAGGUAAUUUGUCCCAUUUGUCUUGAUUUCUUCACGGAUCCGGUUUCACUGGAGUGUGAACACAACUUCUGCCGCUCCUGUAUCACCCAGUGUUGGGAGAAGAAGGGGAUAAACUCCUGCCCGGAAUGUAGAGAGGAGUUUCCGGAAAGAAACCUCAGAGGCAUUCGGGUCUUAGCGAAUCUGGCUGAGAAAGCUCGAAAAUUAAAGCUGAAUCCGAAAGAGAAGGAAAGUAAACUUCAGUGAGGAACCUGAGGAAGGCUGAAGCUGUUUUGUGAAACUGACAAGAAAUUGAUCUGUCUGAUUUGUAGAGAUUCGCGGGAACACAGAGAGCACCGCUUGAUGCCGAUUAAAGAUGCUGUUGGAAUGUACAAGGAUCGGGUGAAAUCUUCCUUCGAUUCUCUCACAGAGAAGAAAUCGGCGGUUCUAGAAAUGGAGCAGCAGCAGAAACAGAAAAUUUCCCAAGUUAGGAAACAGUCGAGCAGUCUGCAGACCCACAUCGCAUCCGAGUUCACUAAAAUGCACCAGAUUCUCACUGAGAAGGAGCAGUGUUUAAUCCGAGAUCUCAGGGAAGAAGGGGGAAAAAUUCUAAAAACAAUGGAGGGAAACCUUCGUGAAAUUCAGGAGAAUUUAAAUUCUAUUCAGGAGAAACUCUCAAAGUUGGAAAAACUGUUGGAACUAAAAGACGGAGUGAUAUUUCUGAAGGAGGAAGCAUCUCAGAAGAGGAGAAUUAGCAGUGAUGAUAAUAAACUGUCACUAGCAGAUGAUGCCCUGCCCAUCGAAAAGUUCAAUGCACCUUUACCAUUACCAGUGUGGAGAGAAAUGCUGGAUGCCAUUAACCCUGUCUCUGUGAACCUGGAUGUGGAAACAGCGAAUCCCUGGCUCGAGGUGUCUGAGGAUCUGAAGAGUUUGAGACGGACCCGGACCUGGAGGAGUCUCCCUGACACCGGGAAGAGGUUUACAGUCUGUCCCUGUGCCCUGGGAUCAGAGGGAUUCACAUCGGGGAGACAUUACUGGGAGGUGGAGGUGGAGGGGAAUCGGCGCUGGAUACUGGGAGUAGCCGCAGAGUCUGUGGAGAGGAAGGACGGGGUCAGUCUGAGCCCGGAGACUGGAUUCUGGACCAUUGAGCGGUUUGAGGAUCAGUUUAAUAUAAAAUCCUCUCCUGAAUCCCGUCUCCCUGUCGGUCAGAUCCCCGGGAAGGUGGGAGUUUAUCUCAGUUUUGAGUCUGGGACAGUUUCAUUUUACAGCGCGGACACCAAGUCCCAUCUCCACAGCUUCACUGGGAAUAAAUUCACUGAGAAACUUUAUCCUUCAGCACUUGGAAUAAAAAUCAGUUUCUCAGAUAUGGUCCUCAGGGGACCAGCCUCUGGGAAGCGGGCAGCCUCGCCCAUGGUGGUAUUGCUCUACUGGUACCUCCCAUUUGUUUACGGCAGAAGCCCCACACCGUCCACUAACAACUUGCUGAAUGUUUCCCCAAAAGCCGGCACAGGAAUGCGAGUUGAAGGUGUUCACCAGCUCAGUAACAUCGACAAUAAAAGGGGUUUGAAUCAGGAAGUGUUGAGCGUGGACAUGGCUUCCAGGCAGCAAGAGGGCAGUUUUGCCGAGAAGGUAAUUUGUCCCAUUUGUCUUGAAUUCUUCUCCGAUCCGGUCUCACUGGAGUGUGAACACAACUUCUGCCGCUCCUGUAUCACCCAGUGUUGGGAAAAGAAGGAGAUAAACUUCUGCCCGGAAUGUAGACAGGAGUUUCCGGAAGAAAACCUCAGAGGCAGUCGGGCUUUAGCGAAUGUGGCUGCGAAAGAGAAGGAAAGUAAACUUCACUGUGAGGAACAUCAGGAAGAGCUGAAGCUGUUUUGUGAAACUGACAAGAAAUUGAUCUGUGUGAAUUGUGUAGAUUCGCGGGAACACAGAGAGCACCGCUUCAUGCUGAUUAAAGACGCUGUUGGAAUGUACAAGGAUCGGGUGAAAUCUUCCUUCGAUUCUCUCACACAGAAGAAAUCGGCAGUUCUAGAAAUGGAGCAGCAGCAGAAACAGAAGAUUUCCCAAAUUCGGAAACAGUCGAACAGUCUGCAGACCUACAUCACAUCCGAGUUCACUAAAAUGCAUCAGAUUCUCACCGAGAAGGAACAGCGUUUAAUCCGAGAUCUCAGGGAAGAAGAGGGAAAAAUUCUAAAAACAAUGGUAGAAAAUCUUUGUGAAAUUCAAGAGAAUUUAAAUUCUAUUCAGGAGAAACUCUCAAAGUUGGAAAAACAUUUGGGACAAAAAGGAGUGAUAUUUCUGAAGGAGGAAGCAUCUUGGAAGAGGAGGAUUAGCGAUGAGGGUAAUAACCUGUCACUAACAGAUGGUGUCCUGUUCAUUGAAAAAUUCAACAGCCCUUUACCGUUUCCAGUGUGGAGAGAAAUGCUGGAUGCCAUUAACCCUGUCUCUGUGAACCUGGAUGUGGAAACGGCGAGUCCCUGGCUCGAGGUGUCUGAGGAUCUGAAGAGUUUGAGACGGACCUGGACCUGGAGGAGUCUCCCUGACACCGGGAAGAGGUUUACAGACAGGCUCUGUCCCUGUGUCCUGGGAUCAGAGGGAUUCACAUCGGGGAGACAUUACUGGGAGGUGGAGGUGGAGGGGAAUCGGGACUGGAGUCUGGGAGUAGCCGCAGAGUCUGUGGAGAGGAAGGACGGGGUCAGUCUGAAUCCGGAGACUGGAUUCUGGACCAUUGAGCGGGAUGGGGAUCAGUUUUAUAUAAAAUCCUCUCCUGAAUCCCGUCUCCCUGUCGGUCAGAUCCCCGGGAAGGUGGGAGUUUAUCUCAGUUAUGAGUCUGGGACAGUUUCAUUUUACAGCGCGGACACCAAGUCCCAUCUCCACAGCUUCACUGGGAAUAAAUUCACUGAGAAACUUUAUCCUUUCUUCUGGACAUGGGAUGAAAACCAGUUUCUGAGAAUCUGCUCCGGUUCUGAUCCGGAUCUGGAAAGGGUGACCCAUAUCCAUAUGAAGCUGAGGAUAAAUGCAGCCAAGGAUCUCAAACUGAGAGUGCCAGAUGUCAGUGUGAUUUGGAAGAAUGCACUACAGCUGACUGAGUCAUCUCUAAAUGAAUUCACAGCAGUGGAAUAUCAUCGGCUGCCUUGUCCCAAGUGUGGAUUAACUGAUUCACUAUCGAUGUUAAACAGUGACGUAGUUCCCAUUGGUUGA
Molecule: messenger RNA, 3464 nt
Organism: Carcharodon carcharias (great white shark)
Lineage: Eukaryota; Metazoa; Chordata; Chondrichthyes; Lamniformes; Lamnidae
Molecular function (GO): protein binding; zinc ion binding
Source: RefSeq, a predicted model, not a curated record